Messenger RNA from Dermacentor albipictus, 5499 nucleotides. Its product is annotated as vitellogenin-6-like. Gene Ontology annotation, biological process: lipid transport. The record is from RefSeq and is a predicted model, not a curated record. NCBI's taxonomy places the organism in Eukaryota, Metazoa, Arthropoda, Arachnida, Ixodida, Ixodidae. Gene Ontology annotation, molecular function: lipid carrier activity.
CAGAGCGCCCGUUAUAAAAGCGCACCUUCCCGACUUGUUCAGGAAGCGGCCGGAGUCUAAACUCCGUCCUGCAGUGACCCAGAAAGCGUCAUGCGGCUAUUGCUGGGGAUUGCAGCCCUUGCGGCUGUGACCGUGUCCGUCACCUUUGGAAAUGGGUACGAAAUUGGACGUGAGUAUGUCUAUGACUACUACGGACACUUGCACACAUUCAUGCCGGGAAUGAGUCAACAAGACUCUGGUGUCGUCCUGAAGAGCAAGAUCUUGGUCCAGCCCAAGAGGGACUACCUCAUUUUCAAGGUGAUUGACAUGAAGUUCGACAGGGUUCACAAGGAUGUGGAGGAUUUCGUCGAGCACCCGUUCAACUACAGGACAAUCGACGAGCUCGGUCGCUUCAUAGAGAAGCCCUUCACUGCCCGGUACGAUCAGGGAAAGAUCUUGAACAUCCAAGUGACCCGAGGUGAACCAAUCUGGUCCGUGAACAUGAAGAAAGCCAUCGUCAGCCUCUUCAACCUCGACCUGGAAGCGAUAAACCCCAUCUUGCCCAGAGAUGAAGCUUUCUACUCAGACUGUGAUCGUGGCAACUGCGUCGGUGGCAUGCGCACUGAGCUUCCAGGGAUGUACCGCAUUUACGAGGAUGGCAUCUACGGUGAGUGCGAGACCAUCUAUGACAUCCAGAAGACCGUGAACCCUGAGAACCCGUUCGCCAACGUCUUGAAUGUGACCAAGAUCAAGAACUACAAAAAGUGCCGCAAUACGCCACAAGUCUUCUUUAAAAUCAGCCAUGGCACGCGAUGCGUUGACUGCGCCGGCGAUGAGACCCACCCGCUGACAUCCAACGCUGCCUACCACUACGACAUCCGAGGAACAAGGCACAACUUCGUCAUUGAGAACAUCAUCGCUGACGGCGAGAUAAUGUACAGUCCAUACACACCGGACGGAAAUACAAUUAGGAUCCUUCUCAACCGCACCCUGCACUUGAUGGAGACUCGUGACGGCAUCAGCGACAUGACCUUCAACGAGGACCUGGUGACCUACCCCAAGCUCUCCUUCAUCUUCUCCGAAGAUCAUGACACGAAACGUGUGGUGGAUCUCAAGAGCGCUCACCAGCUGAUAGCAACUUACGGAAUCAAGGGCAACGUCGACGAGGUUGGCAGGAUCUUCAGGAACUUCGCACAAUGGGAUCUCAGUGAGGAAGACCUCAAGGAGGCCAUCAAGAAGGACAAGAUGCCCAUCAAGUUCCUCGAAGUAGUCUAUUCGUUCGUCCUCCUCGACUACAACCAGAUAGACGACUUUUACCACCGCUUCGUUGAGCCUGGCUCCAAGGAACACAAGGAGGCUUUCCUGAGCGUGCUCACGGCCGCCGGCACUAACCCGGCGUUCAUGUACGCCAAGCAUCUCAUUCAGAGCAAGAAGCUCGACGAGGAUUCCGCCUCCACGUUGCUCAUCAACAUUCCUCAACACAUCCGAGAACCCACGGAGAUCUUGUUCGACGAAUUCUACCGUCUCUGCGAAAGCAGCUACGUGAGGGAGACGUUCAGCCUGCGCUCGGCCUGCCUCAAAUCUCUCAGCAACCUGGUGUACGAUACCUGCAUCCUCAACUACCACAACACUUGGAACGAUGCCAAGGAGCAUGUCAUCUGCACGCCAGAAGUCGCCAUCAAAUACUACAACUACAUCGUGCCAGUGUACGACCGCGAAAUGAAAAUCUCCGAGAGAAUCCUGUACAUCAAGGUGGCCGGAAACUUUGCCGUCAAGGAGACUCUGCCUUACCUGGCGCACUACGCCCGAGACAAAAUCGAAGAGUACCCAGCUUACCUGAGAAUGAUCGCCAUCUGGUCCAUGAGCAAGGCUGCUUUUCUGUACCCGGAGAAGGUUCGUGAGAUCUUGUUGCCAAUCUACCGAAACUGGACCGAGACCCACGAGAUACGGCUGGCCGCCUUCUCGGUCAUCCUAAGAACCAAGCCCGACCUGUAUCUCUUGAAGUCCAUUGCCGCCGACUUGAUUGCAAACGAGCCCAACACACAGGUCAUCACAUACGUCUACACCUCAUUCAAAAGCUUCGCAGAGUCAGAGUAUCCGUGCCACUUCGACCUAGCCCAGCACCUUCGCUACGUGAUGCCCAUUAUUGAGGAAAGCGAAGUAAUCAAAGAUAUCAACGAAUGGACAUACUCGAAGCUCCUCAUGGACACCGGCUACGAGCCGGAGUAUGACUACGGUGGUUUCUCGAUGCUUUCGUACAUCAUGGCCAACGACAGCUACCUUCCGCGCUCGGUCCUGCUCAAGAUGAACGAUUACAGGAACAACUUCAACUACCACAGCUUCGAGAUGACCUUCGACACCUGGGGCCUCGACCACGUGCUGGACAAGAUCUACGGACCCCGGAUUACCGGCGACGUUCACCCCGAGCGCAGCCUGUGGAACUUCUUUGGACGCAAGCGGCCCACUCGCGACAUCUCGGUCAACAAGGAGGUCAAGGAGAUUGACCAAAACCUCCACAUUAAGACUCGUGACUAUGAAGAGGCAUUCGUGAACUUUAGGGUAACUGCCUUCAACAAUGAAAUUAUGGCCUUCAACUUCAACGAGACCACAUUCGCUUCGCUCUUCGCUGAAGGAAACGACCCGUUCUUGUGGACCAAGAACAUCGCCGGCGAGCUGAAGGACUUCAAGGCGCAGGAAUACAUGAUCGGCGAAGACAUGUCACUGUUCCUACCGACCGAGCUUGGCCUGCCUUUCUACCUGGAGCAGAAGCAACCCGCCUUCGUGAGCUACAAGAACAAGGACUUCAAGUUCGACGUCAAGGUUGCCCCAGACGGCAAAUACAUCGAGGAGAUCGGCGUAAAGAUGCACGGACACUUUCUGUACGAUUCGCACAUGAUUGAAACUGCGAGCAUCUUGCUUCCUUUCGAGAAGGUCAGCGUGGGAGUGGGCUACGACAGUCGAAGCGCUCUCUCGGUCCCGUUCAACUUCGAUGCUGGACUGAGCUUCACCGAACACAAGUUCAAGAUCCUCGCGCGCCCACAGACACCGCACGAAGUGUUCCACUAUGAGUUCAAGCCUUUCAGCUUCGUUGAGAGCUUCGAGAAUGCUCUGCCCGUCAUUCAUGAGGAUACAAAGGUCGACAUUUUCAUGCCCGAGGAUCUUCACAAGUUUGAGAAAGAGUACUUCCACGACAUGCUCGGCGUUGGUCUGAAAGUGGACGGGCACUACCUGGAGACCUACGACUUCUGGGGAUCAUGGAUGGACUUUUGGUACUUUGGUGACCUGCGUCAGAAGUACUACUACAUCACGGAGAACCCCAUGUGGCACCCAAGGAAGAUCGACGUGAUGCUUACUCCAGCCAACCGAGACAUCACAAACGAAAUCGAGCUGAAAUUCGGCUGGAAGUUCCUGACCCCCGAGACUCGCGGAAACCAGAUAUUCACUUCCAAGUAUGCCUCAGAAAUCGGAGACCCGGCCUUCUCGGUGCGCGACGAAGCUCGCUCCUACACGACCGUCAUCGACGGCGAACUGGUGCUGAGGGGUCAGCGAGAGCGCAAGAUUGUGUCGGAGCUGGUGUACAGCAGAACCAGGGACCUGCUGUCGCACAACAUCAACUUCAUCUACGACCGCACGCCGUUCGCCGUCGGCGAGACAGAUCCAGUCAAGAUUUGCUUCCACGGCAGCAUGAAGUUCCCGCCACCCGACUACGUCAAGAUAGGGACAUUGGAUCUCAUCUCCGACAGCCACGCAGUCAGUACAAACUUUAAACUCAACUUCGGCAAGGACUGCAAAUCUGAUCAGAAGAUCACAAUGCGAACCAUCUGGGAGCACACGGAGGAACAGAAGCACCUGCUGGCUACCCGCGACCACGAGGAGCCUGCCGGCAAGUUCCUGAAGAACCCGUACAGUGAUCUUUGGAAGGAGUGCUCGCACGACAAGUCCGAGGGCGUCCACUGGAGCAAGGCUUGCGACGAGUUCCUGUUCGACGCCAGCACACUCAAGAAAUUCACUGCCGACAUCGAGUUCGAGCACCUCUCCAGGGACUUCAUCAGAUACAUGCACGAGCUCAGGCGCCACGUGCGUUACAGCUACUUCCCAUGGUUGUACCAGCUGGAGGACUUCGACGUGACCAACCCCGAGGGCAAGAUGAAACUCAUCGGCAACGUCAGCGCUUUCCAUGACAUUUGGGACCUGCACAUCACCCUUCCCCACGAGAUCAUUAAGUACAAGCAAGCACCGCUGCCAUCCUGGUUGAUCACGCCCCGCUUCUACUCGCUCUUCGAGUACUCAAACCUCGAGCAGUACUCAUCUCUCUACAGGCACAGAUUCUGUGAUGUGCAAGGAACGACGAUAAAGACGUUCGACGAAGUCGUCUAUGAGCUGCCCGACACUGACUGCUACAAGGUUCUGGCCAAGGACUGUUCAGAAAACCAGCAUUUCCUUGUCCUUGGAGCCAAGACUAAGAACCCUAACUACCCCAAGGCCAUGCGCAUGUUCCUGCACACCUUCAAGAUCGAAGUGCUGCCAGUGUCGGAAGACAGCGUGCACAUCGUGCGAGUGAACGGGAAGAAGGUCCCCGUGACGCCGGACGAGCCUUUCCGGCAGUUCAUCAACACCGGAGUGCGUGACAUCGAGCUGUUCCGCAUCGAGACCUACGGGCAGCAGCCAAUCUACAAGAUCCUAUCGGAGAGCUUCGGCGUUCGCGUCUCUCACGAUGGCAAAGGCAUCUUUGUCCAGCUUGCUCCGUUCUACCGGGGCAAGGUGUGCGGUCUCUGCGGCGACUACAACUUCAACAAGUUCCGUGAGUUCAUCGGCCCGGACAAGUGCGUGCACCCAAACUCCACCACGUUCGGCAACAGCUACGUGAUCCCGUCUGACAACUGCAGGGCGCCCGAGUACCGAAACCCGUGUGCGUACAAUGCCGGAGAACAGUGCACCCUGAUGCGCACCGUGACCCGCGAGCGUGGCGAGGGCAAGGAACGCGAGGUGUGCUUCUCGCUCACCCCGCUGCCCAAGUGCUCGGACUCGUGCGUCGAGACGCGCCUCAUGAGCACGGAGAUGGGCUUUCACUGCCUGCCGGCCCGGGACGCCACCACCAUCCACCUCCUGCAGCAGGCCUCGGUGCGACCGCUGACCGAAUUCCGUCGCAAGCGGCAGUACCUCAAGACGACCGUCUACUUCCCGGAGAGCUGCUACCGGCCCUGAGACCCGCGCUUGCGUAGACACUACUUAGAGCUGAUUGCUGGCAAUCGUGUAGUUCUCUCUCUCUCUCUCUCUCUCUCUCUCUGCGCCUGUUUUUUUUUACUCGUGAUUUUUUAACCCAAACCUACUAGCUCUCAAGGAGAGAGGCACGUGGCCGCUUGUGAUUUUCAACCUUCCGGCCCUCUUGUGUUCUUUCGUCGAGCAUUGUUAGCGACAAAGCAGCGCUGUUUUUGCUAUAAGACCAGCGCCUUUGCUGGGGGCCCUUCGCCUGCGUUAGGAGACGACGAUUUAGUGAAAUAAAGGAGUUGUGAUUGCGAA